Eubalaena glacialis (North Atlantic right whale) is the source of this 8292-nucleotide messenger RNA. RefSeq names its product transmembrane protein 132B (gene TMEM132B). The coding region runs from base 253 to 3564 and encodes 1103 amino acids. Lineage: Eukaryota; Metazoa; Chordata; Mammalia; Artiodactyla; Balaenidae. The record is from RefSeq and is a predicted model, not a curated record. The transcript is spliced from 10 exons.
AAGUCGGGCCAAGUGCGGGGCCGCCGGCCAGGGCGCCAGGCGCUGAGUCCCCGCGGCCCCCGGCUCCCCGGCCGCGCACGGCCGAGCCCGAGAGAGCGCGCUGUAGGCGCAGCCCGGGAAGCGCCGCCAGCGCCGGCCGCCUGCGUCUGGGGAAGAGCGGCGCACUGGGAGCGAGCCAUGCCCGGCGCCCAAGCGUAGCCGCGGGGGCCGCUCCCGGGAGCCGCGGGCCGGGCCCACCGCGCGCCGAGGACCAUGCCGCCCCCGGGCCGGGCGCCGCCGCUCGGGCUCCUGCUGGUGCUGACGGCGCUCCGGUGCCCAGUGACGGAGAGCCGCGCCAUCGUGGACAGCCUGCAGAGGUUUUCCUCGCUCCCUGCUUACCUUCCCACGAGCUUCCACGUCUCUAACGCAGAGGAGUCCUUCUUCCUGAAAGAGGCCAACCAGGACGUCACUCGGAACUGCAGUCUGCAGGCCCGGGCGGAGUCGUUCUUUAUCUACCGAGCCAGGAGCCCCCCGAUGGUCAAUGCCAGCUAUGGGCCAUUUUCAGUCGAGAAGACGGUCCCCCGGGAGCUCAUGCUGACCUCUGCACCCUUUGGCAACAUGGGCCAGUUUCCCUUCAACUGGAAGUUGAAAGCCCACAUCCUCGGGAGCUCCGUCUACUCCAACAGACCCAAAGUGCAGACCUUGUUCUACAUCACCGGGAUGGGCUGGGCCGACGGCGACCCUGCGGAACAGCUGCCCUGCGUCAAGAUGUUUGCUUUCCCGGAGGCCAGGGAAGUGGCGGCCAGCUGUCGGCUGCAAGGGACCCCUGGGCUGUGUGUGGCCGAGCUGGAGGUGCUGCCCGAGUGGUUCAGCUCUGGGCUGGACCUGGAGCCCGAGGAGGAGAUCCCGGCCCUGCUGGGCGGCACGGCCAUGGAGCUCUUCUUCACGCUGUACCCGGCCGACCCGGCCGGCCAGUGUCCCCUGGAGGAGGACAGCAAGUGGGAGAACAACAUCCACUCGGGCCAGGACGGCCCCCCGCCAGCGCCUCCGGCCCGGGAGAGGAUCGGGAGUGUCGUGGUCUACCCGACCCAAGACGAUCUGAAGUGGUCCCUGCUGAGCCUGGAUGAGAACGUCGUUAUCUCCGUACCUCUGAACCUGGUCCGGGAAGGGGACACUGCCACCUUUCUGGUCUCUCUGGCCAGUGGCUCUGUGGCUGACCACUUCACUCUUAGAAUUAAGGCAGCAGCAGGUGUGAAAAUAACCGCAGUGAGAGUCAGCAGCGAAGACCAGUGGGCAGUCCAGGAAGAAAUUGACAAUGACAGUGUUCAGACAGCAGCUACCCUCACCUGCGUGGGUCAUCACCCGGACACACAGAGCAGAACAAAUGGCUCCUUCUAUGAGAUCUUGCAAGUGGACUUCGGAAUUGACAACAGCAGUGGCCUGGCUGGCGCCCAGCAGAUCGCCUGGCAGGUGGAGUACCCGGUGGAGGACGCCACGAGGGAGCUGGUUGUCUCUGAGAUCUUUGUCAGCCAGACCUCCUUUGUGGGCAUCGUUCCGCUCGCAAUGGACACGGAGGUUCUGAACACGGCCAUUCUCACCGGAAAGGUUGUUUCGGUUCCCGUCAAGGUCGUGGCCGUUCAGGAGGAUGGUUCGGUGGUGGACGUGUCGGAGGCUGUGGAAUGCAGGUCUGCGGACGAAGACGUCGUCAAGGUCUCCAACGGCUGCGAUUCGAUUUUUGCGAAUGGGAAGGAGAUGAAGAGCAAAGUGGACACGAUCGUGAACUUCACCCACCAGCACUUCACCUCCCAGUUAGAGGUCACCGUCUGGGCGCCCAGACUCCCCCUGCAGGUCGAGAUCUCAGAUACGGAGCUGAGCCAGAUCAAAGGGUGGAGGAUCCCAGUGGCUUCCAACCGAAGACAAAGGGAGAGGACACCAGUAGAGGGACAGCGGCCAGGCUUGGACUCCGCGUCGAGGCCCACCAGAGACAGCGAAGACGAGGAGGACGAGGAGAAGAAGGGCAGGGGUUGCUCGCUGCAGUACCAGCGUGCCCUCGUGCGCGUCCUCACCCAGUUCGUGGCCGAGUCGCCUGACUCGGGUCAGCUGAGCUACAUGCUGGGCCCCGACUGGCAGUUUGACAUCACUGACCUUGUGAUGGAUUUCAUGAAGGUGGAAGAGCCGAGGAUUGCUCAGUUACAGGAUGGCAGGACCCUGGUGGGCCGGGAGCCGGGCAUCACCACCGUGCAGGUCCUGUCGCCUCUCUCUGACUCCAUCCUGGCUGAGAAGACGGUGACCGUCCUGGAUGACCGUGUCACCAUCGUGGACCUGGGCGUGCAAUUGGUGGCCGGCUUGUCUCUUUCCCUGCAGCCUCACAGGUUGGACAAAAGAGCCAUCAUUUCAACAGCAGCUGCCCAGGAUGUUCUUCAAGCCCCACAGCAAGAAGCAAUAGUCAGUUCUUGGAUUCUGUUCAGUGACGGUUCGGUGACACCUUUAGACAUUUACGAUCCCAAGGAUUUUUCAGUUACUGUCUCAUCAUUGGAUGAAAUGGUGGUGUCUGUCCAGGCAAACCUUCAGUCCAAAUGGCCGGUUGUAGUUGCAGAGGGGGAAGGGCAAGGGCCCUUGAUUAAACUGGAAAUGAUGAUCAGUGAGCCCUGUCAGAAGACCAAGAGGAAGAGCAUUCUUGCCGUGGGUAAAGGGAACAUCAAGGUCAAAUUUGAACCAAAUAUUGAUGAGCACCAAGGGGGCACCAACGAUAUUGAGGGCAUAAAUCGGGAAUAUAAAGACCACCUCAGUAACACCAUAGAGCGUGAAGGAAACCAGGAGAGAGCAGUGCAGGAGUGGUUCCAACAUGGCGCCUCUGUCGGCCACGAGGAAAGUACCAACAAAAGCACAACCGCACAGUCUCCCAUGGAAGGAAAGGAUAAGAAGUUGCUCAAGAGUGGUGGUCCAGACGCCUUUACAAGCUUCCCCACUCAAGGGAAGUUACCGGAACCCCAUAAUCCUAGUGACCUUACGGUGACCUCCAGGGGGUUAACCGACUUGGAGAUCGGCAUGUACGCCCUGCUCUGCGUCUUCUGCCUGGCCAUCUUGGUCUUCUUAAUUAACUGUGUGGCAUUCGCUUGGAAAUACAGACACAAAAGAUUCGCCGUGAGUGAGCAAGGCAACAUCCCCCAUUCCCACGACUGGGUCUGGCUGGGGAACGACGUGGAGCUUUUGGAGAACCCGGUGGACGUGACCCUCCCGUCGGAGGAGUGCACGACCAUGAUCGACAGGGGGCUGCAGCCCGAGGAGAGGAACUUCCUUCUGAACGGCGGUUCCCAGAAGACUUUCCCUAGUCAGCUGCUCAGACCUUCUGACUAUGUCUAUGAGAAAGACGUGAAAAACGAACCUCUGAGUUCGUCCGGCCCCAAGAGGAAGAGGGUCAAGUUUACGUCCUACACCACCAUCCUCCCGGAGGACGGCGGCCCGUACACCAACUCCAUCCUGUUUGACAGUGAUGACAGCAUCCAGUGGGUCUGCCCAGAUAUGGGGCUGGGGGCGUCCCAGGGCUUUAGAAACUACACGGAGAGGCUGCAGGACCAGAUGUAAACUCCUUUCUCAUGUCUGUAUUCACCUUUAUGCCUUCUGCUUUUCGAAUGGUGGAGCCGUGAGUCUGAUCAGCAAUAGGGGAUGAGUUAACAAAGCUUCGUUUGUGGAGGUCUGGCGGGAUCCCUUUCGAAGCAGGCGUCAGGGAGAGCAAAGGCAGCUGCGUUCGAAGCUAGGCAAUGUCUCUAAAUAGGCCACAUGUAGGUCCUGGAGAAAUUCUAAGACCACGGUUUUAUCUGCUGCCUGAUACUAGCUCAGUUCAAAUAUAAUAAACCUGACCCCACAGACACUGUUAAUCAUCUCGUGGCAAAACGGCCGUGUGGAAUUAGAAAAGACUUGGGUUUGAUUUUUCUACUCCUAGACCUUUUAAAGCACAGUGGACAUUUCUUGCCCUUGGCCUGAGAUUGGACAUACGUGAAAGAUGCUGAAUGUAGCCGCCCAUAUUUGUUACGAGCACUGCUCAUUAUUUUUAUAUAUCUUUGCACCUGCACCUGGUUCCUUUGACCUCUGCAAUUCUUUUUGAAACAUGAAGACAAGCAAUUUCAUUCUUUUCUCUGAAAUCUGUUUGAUUUACAUAUGAAUUUUAAUCCCUGUGAUGUGCCACGUCCUGUUAUUUCCUGGGUGUCUGUGCAGGAUUUCAGGGUCUUUCCAGUUUUCCUCACUGCAUCCCUUAGGGGCAAUAUCUAAGAAGCUUAGCCUCAUGCCGUCUUUCUUUCUUUUUGUUGUUGACUUUCUUGUAUCAGACGGGGACGUGGGAUUUUACUUAAAAUAUUAAUAUACUGUAAGGGAGGGCCAUCUUCUUUACAGUUUUCUACAUGAAGCUUAAAAACUUUGGAGAAAAGUUGUGAACAGUGAACCUUUUAUCUUCUGCUUGUGGGAGUCAUGAGGACCUCUUUCCUGGGGUGCAUUUCUGAGGACAAAAAAAAGUCCUCAAAAUAGUUGUAUUUAUACUAAUGCUUUGUGGUCAACACCAUUUGUUAUCCAAACUGAAAUCAAGAUCUAGAAAUGAUAUGCAGAGAAAGGAAAUUGCAUAGGAAAUAUCUUCAGAUUAAACUUUUCUUUUACCAGAACAAAACUUCUUAAAAACAGUAAAUGAAAUGAUGUUUCAACUUAGCAAUAUGUAGAAAUCUACCCAUACAAUGAUUUCCACCCACUACCAAAAAAAAACCCCCAAAAACCCAAAAACCCCCAAACAUAUAUCUAUCCUCAGUCAUGACUCUGGCAGAGAUAAAACCUAUACAGGGUGUCCAUUAAUGGAGAACAGCAAUGGGUUUACCCCCCAGAUUCAUAAAAUAAAUGACUCUUCCAGAAGCUUGAGAAGCAAUUGUGAUGAAAAACCAUAGCUAUUGGGAAAUCGAAGUGGCAAGAGAGAAAAAAAAAAAAUCAUGAUUCCUGCAUAAUUUUUAAAUAAACAAUGUUUUUCAAAGAACAGCAUGCCUGGUCUCAAGCAAAGCAAGAAUUUCAGAUUAGGAAACUAUGACAACGUUCUAUUAAGAUGUGCUGGAAAAACAGACACUGGAUGAGCAUGCCUCAUUCUGAUCUUUCUUGAGCCAUUUGCAUCUCUGAGAGGUAGAAUUUUAAAGGCCCGAACAGUCAAGGACCUGCAGGAAGUGUUGAAACAGUUUCUUGACUCCUGAUGGCUGUUGACUGGGCUCUUCAAAAGGCUGUGGUUCCGUGGUUCUCUUCUAGGGUUCCGUGGACGGGAGUGUGACAACCAGCCUUCUCCAACCAUGACACGGCAGACACAGAAUUCUCCUUGUGUCUCUUGCCCACAGGACCACAAUACGUUUGUGAACAGCACCUAAGUUACCAGUGAUAUGCUGCCUGACCUCAGAGGCUGGUGUUUCAGUUGCUCUUGUGUUUAAAAUGGGGGUUAGGAGCUGAAGCUGGUGAGGUUCCCCAGAUCUUCCAGUUUGAUUGGGGAAUGAAGCCAGGAGACCCAGGCAUCAGCUUCCAAAGGAGUUUGCAAAGAGAUGGCUGACACCUUGUAGGAAGAGCUCCUCUGGUGGCCAAAGGAAGCUGCCUCUGCUUUUCAAAGGGCUUGGCAAGGAGGUAGCUCAAAACCAACUGUGCAGGGCUGGAGAGGGAUUCACGCACCAGCUGAAAUAUAGCUGUCCACGUGAGCCAUGCUCCUCCUGUCAGAUAGUUUCCAUUUUCUCUCCCUUUGGGUCUUGGACAUUCCAGACACAGUGGGGAUGUCAUUUCUGAAACUGAGGACCCUCAACUGAUACAGGGGGUGAGUCUGUCUCACACACACAGCAGGCUGCCUCGCACUGGUAAAAUGAGACUUCCCGUGGGUAUAAUUCGGGAGGGGACAAAGGAAGUUACUAUUGUCACAGGGAGCCUUAUUAAGGAGCAUACAAAUUAGACCAUCUCCUAUGGUCUGAGUGCUUGAUGUGACACAGAAAGCAAACUGGGGAGAAUUAGGAAGAGCCAGGGGUUUCUCUGCGGAGCCAGGAACUGACCGUGGUCUGGAAGACGCCUCCCUUGGGUAAGCUAACGUCACCCAGAGUGAUGCAGGCUGCAUAAACCACCUUUGCUGGUUUCUGUUGAGACUCAGUCAGUUCAGAAUAAAAAUCAAAUGGAAGGUUUCAGGGCAGAGGUACCAUACCACACACACUCCCAUAUAUGCACACGUACAUAUGUAUUAUACCCACGUGUGUGUGUGAAUAGUGAAGAAUCAGAAAUUCAGUUUUUUUGUGGAAAUCAACACUGUCAGUUGUUCUCAGAUUUGGUGUGGACACUAUUCAGCUUAACAGAAUGUCACUGAAGUUCUUUCUGCUCUAAAUAUUCCGUGCUGACUAGAAACUACGGGUUAUAUCGGCUUGUUUUCCAACUAGUCAAUUUAAAACAAAUAGGAACUAUACCUCCAAAAUAUUUCAACUCAGAUGGGGGAGCAUGGGACUUCCCUGGUGGCACAGUGGUUAAGAAUCCGCCUGCCAAUGCAGGGGACACGGGUUCGAUCCCUGGUCCAGGAAGAUCCCACAUGCCGCGGAGCAACUGAGCCCGUGCGCCACAACUACUGAGCCUGCAUUCUAGAGCCCACGAGCCACAACUACUGAGCCCACGUGCCACAACUACUGAAGCCCGCGCGCCUAGAGCCUGUGCUGUGCAACAAGAGAAGCCACCACAACGAGAAGCCCGCACACCACAACGAAGAGCAGCCCCCUUUCGCCGGAGAAACUGGAGAAAGCCCACGCACAGCAAUGAAGACCCAAUGCAGCCAAAAAAAUAAAUAAAAUAAAAUAAAUUAAUUAAUUAAAUAAAUAAAAUGGGGGGAAUGACGUAAAUUGUUAAGCCUUGAAAAAUGGUUCGCUGGGGGCCAUGCAUUUGCCUGGAUUUCCCAGGUUCUCACGGCUGAGAUAUCCAAAGGAUAGUUGUCAAUAACCUGAAAGAAACGAUGGCAAUAGAGUCCCUUCCUCUCCCAUGAGAAUGGGAUGUUCAGACUCCCCUUGAGGCAGACACCAGCAGCCUCUAGAGGGGACACCAGGCCGCGAGCUCCAUGAGUCACACGCAGGGCAAUUCAGAUGCCCCAUGAGGACCAGGUGACCUACACCCGUGGAGGAUGUGAGACCGCUGUCUCCAGGGGCCAGACGGGCUGCUUUCCAGGCCAGCGUACAGCUAUCAAGGAGCGGCUGCCACACAAAAGUCCUGGAGUUUAAACCUACAGUGUUGCAUUUGAGAGAAAGAAAGAAGAAAAGACACUGGAAGUUUCCCCUGGAAACUUCCGCCAAAGAACACACUGGCUAGCAGACCUCAGAAUACUCUGUGUGAACCAAAAGGGAAUAAUUGACUUCCUGGCUGUCUUCUUUUGCACACUGGUCAGGCUGAGUUCCCAGACUAUAAUCAUCCUUAAACCGUAGGCAGAGAUUUUUUAUUUAUAAAAAUUAAUGCCGGGAAAAAAUGGAUUAAUUUUUGUCCCUUUGCUACAUCUGUAGAUGAAGUAUUUUGUACCUGGAUAAUUUUAAGUUUUAGGAAGUCUGCCCUUGUGUGUGUUGAUCAGCGUUCUUGUCUCACUCUUUUAGAAGGGCGUCUUCCCAAUGUUGGGAUGUUGGGACCACAGUAAAGUGUCUGAGAAGAUCAUUCAUUCCAACUCCACUGACCACAGAGGGUGGUUUCACCUGAAUCUUUCCUUCACCAUUGACACCAUUGUUUUUCUACUCUUGUCAACUCAAAAAUGGCCUCAAUUCUCCGUUCUAGUCUCUGUAAAUGACACGAUAGACGGUUUAUAAAGCCAGCGACCAUCUCCUCCCUCAAAAUUAUAUUACGUGUAAUGUAUUGUGUGUCACCUGUUGUGUAAAGGAACAGUAUGGGUGGUGGAAGAGUUAUGCUAAAAUAUGGAUAGCAGAUAUUUUUGUAUGUAAUAUAGGCAAUAUACUGAAACACUGAAAGGUGUGUUGGAAUAAAUACAUUUUAACAUAAAAGCAUGCAAAGCUAUAGCUUUUAAAUGUACAGACAUCCCGCUCAGAAAUAUCUAAAUUGAUUAUGGGAAAACAUCAGAACCUGACAUCGUGAAAUGCACUAAAUUAAAGAUGCAGCCUUUAGAGGGCGUGACUUCUGUUGGGAUCGUUGAUGGAAUCUGCCAGGACAUUUUGAUCUUACUCUUCCUUACUUUUGGAUUUUUUUCCUUUUUCGUUUUUUUUUUUUCCUGGAAAUAUCUCAGAAAUAAAGUGACAUCAUUUUCCAGCAUAAAGGUAUAUACUAACCACAGGGUAAUUCAUCCUUUUUAAC